AUGAACCUUACACGUUCAAUUCGUAGACUCACGGUCCGCGAAACGUGCAAAACCCUGCACGUACCUCUAUCUCGGGCGCACUAUUCUUCUGUGCACCUGGCGCACUCCAGCAGGCAGCCCUGCUUGCGCCUGUCGCAACCCUCUCGACUUCGACCCUCACACCCCACCUUGAUAACACGGACCAUGGCGACCGAAGCGAACGGCCAAGCGCCGCAGACCAUCCAAGAGGGCAAGGCCAAGAUCAUUGUCCCCGAGGCAGCAUCGACGCCGGCGGGGAAGAAGGAACAGGGCGAUGUGCAGCAGGUCUUCUACAACCCGAUCCAGCAGUUCAACCGCGAUCUGUCUGUUCUGGCGAUCAAGACCUACGGCGAGGAGAUUGUGGAAAAGCGGAGGGCACAGCAGGCCAACAAGCGAUCCAAGAAGCGCAAGCGCGCAAAGACCGACGACGCCAGUAAGGACGACGACGCCCACCCUGAAGUAGUCGACGAGCGCCAACCUGCGCCCGAGCCCGAAACCGCGCCUGAGACUGUCGAACCGGCCUCUACCGUCGCUCCCGACUUCAAGAUACUCGAUGCCCUCUCAGCGUCUGGUCUACGAGCGCUGCGCUAUGCGCACGAGAUACCAUUCGUGACCGAAGUCACGGCCAACGACCUGUCCUCGUCCGCGGCCAGAAGUAUCGAAGCCAAUAUUGCGUACAAUGGGUUGCAAGACAAGAUCAAGGUCACCAACGACGACGCACUGGCUCUUAUGUAUCGCUCUAUAGCCGACAGUCUGUCCCUGGCCGCCAGGAAGCACCCUGGCAGAGCGUCUCCGGACUCGAUCCGGUGGGACGUGGUCGACCUGGACCCGUACGGCACGGCGGCGCCAUUCUUCGACGCGGCUGUGCAAUCUGUGCGUAGCGAUGGUGGUCUCCUAUGCGUCACAUGCACCGACAGUGCCGUCUGGGCUGGCCACAGCUACCCCGAGAAGACAUACUCCCUGUACGGAGGAACGCCCGUCAAGGCGCCCUAUUCGCAUGAGUACGGCCUUCGCUUGAUCCUGAACUCGAUUGCGACGGCAGCCGGCCGGUACGGUCUCUCCAUCGAGCCUCAGCUAUCCCUGUCGAUCGACUUUUACACCAAGGUCUUUGUCAAGGUCACCAAGUCGCCCUCAGCGGUCAAGUUCCUGGGAGGAAAGACGAUGAUGCUCUACACCUGCGAUCAGGGGUGUGGCAGUUUCCAAACACAGUACCUGGUGAAGAACAAGGUCGCCGAGAACAAGAAGGGCUCGGGUCACUUCUACAAGCACACAUUGAAGCAGGGGCCCACGACAGACGAGCACUGCGCACACUGCGACACCAAGACACACAUCAACGGACCCAUAUGGGGCGGGCCGCUCCAUUCACCAGAGUUCGUCAAGAGACUGCUCGCGAAACUGCCAGAGGCCGACAAGGCAGUGUACGGGACGAUCCCGCGUUUGGAGGGCAUGCUGCAAACAGCUCUGGAGGAGGAUCUGCCCUUCCCCGAAGGCUCCUUUCCACCCGUAAACCCCCGCGACGACGCGCAUGCCGCCAUUGAGCGGUAUCCCUUCUACGUGGACCCGCACAAGAUCGCCAGCGUGCUGUGUGCCGUGGGCCCGUCGACGGACAUGUUUCGCGGCGCCCUGACGCACCUCGGCUACCGUCACACGCGCAGCCACUGUCGCGCGGGCAGUGUCAAGACGGACGCGCCGUGGUCGACGAUAUGGUGGGUGAUUCUCGAGUGGAUUCGGCAAAAGGCACCCAUCACGCCCAAGAAUGUGCGGCCGCGGACGGCCGGAUUCAGGAUACUGGAAAAGGCCGGAAUCCUGAAGCUCAACGAGGCCGGUGAGGUGGCUGCGACCAGUGGUCAGGACGACGCUGCCGUGGCGUCUGCCGCUGAUGACAAGACGGAGGUUGAGCAGGAGGGCGCAUCUGCAGCCGAAGACAAGGACGACAAGGCGGCAGCUGCGUUCAAGGAGGUCGAGCUACGCAAGACGCUCGUGUUCAACGAGGAUCUGGCUGCGCUGGGCCGUCGUAACCAGGGGCAGAAGAAACUGGUGCGAUAUCAGACAAAUCCACGCGAGAACUGGGGACCGAUGCGUAUCUACGGUCAUGAUUGUUUGUUCAUUUGUGCGAGCCCAGAGGCGUUGGAAGCAAUCAUUACUAAAAGUCCGAUUGACAAUCUGGAUGACUCCUUGCUCUGCGGGGACGACAAUCUGACUGCAUCAGCAAGCGCCAUAAUCUCACCCUCUUGUCACCAAUCUUGUCAUUUUCGUAAGCUACAUACAACUGUGAUUUCCUUCAUCACAGCCGUCCUCAAAGAAGCAGUGGCACCUGAUGACAGUGAGCCCUUCCAGCUCGUCCUCAUCCACAGCGACGCCAUCUCCGACGAGCUAUCCGACGCAUAUCUGAUCGACAAAGUCCCGCCGUACCUCGUCCACGACGCCUCGAACCAAGUCGACGUUGUCGUAUCCACAAAGUCGGGGACAAACCUCGCUCUGCCCUUCUGGUCGACCGUCCUCCAACCUCUCAUGUCCACCGUGGCAAGGACAUUCCCCGAGUCAAAGGUCGACCAGGCCAACAUCCUUGUCACAGAAUCUGCCGAGAGCGUGUCCAACUUUGCACGCCAACGCUGGUCAUCACAGGCCUCUCCAGCCCGGACAAUCAUCCUCCUCAGCGGCGAUGGCGGCGUGGUGGACAUGCUGAACGGACGACAAGAGGGCAGCCAGCAGAGACCGACCAUCGCGAUCUUACCCAUGGGCACGGGGAAUGCGCUCUUCCACACAAACCACAAGCCUCUCUACACACCCUCUAGCCCCUCCCCUCUCGUCCUGGGCAUCCGCACCUUGUUCGUCGUGGGCGUUGCUGCCGCCCUGCCCAUCUUCCGCGCCUCCUUCACGCCUGGCGCGCACAUUGUCCACGGCGACGAACUACAGAGACAAGUCAGCCACCUCGACGGCGCCAUCGUCGCGAGCUACGGCUUUCACGCCAGUGUCGUGUACGAGAGCGACACGCCCGCGUACCGCGUCCACGGCGACAAGCGAUUCGGCAUGGUGGCGCAGGAACUAUUGCGCGAGGCGCAUGCGUACUCGGCCCACGUCGAGAUUCAGCGCACGGGGACGUCCCUCGAGGCGCUCGACAGGGAGAAGCACGGCUAUCUCCUCACGACGUUGCUAUCAAACCUGGAGAGGACGUUUACCAUCUCGCCAGCCAGCAAACCUCUGGAUGGGCAGCUCCGGACCCUGCAUUUCGGGGAUAUCGGUGGCGAGAGAGCUUUGGACGCCAUGAUGAAAGCCUACGACGGCGGCAAGCAUGUGGACGUCAAGUGGGACGAUGGUGAGAGGAUCUACUACCAGGAUAUAGACGAAAUCAGAAUCACGGUCAAGGAGACGGAUCAGCGGUGGCGCAAGGUCUGCAUCGACGGGACGAUUGUCGACGUACCAACAGGAGGCACAAUGACGGUCAAGAAACUGGACGAGAGCCCGUUGCGUAUCUUGGUGAACAAGGGGGUGCGAUAG
Molecule: messenger RNA, 3516 nt
Organism: Emericellopsis atlantica
Lineage: Eukaryota; Fungi; Ascomycota; Sordariomycetes; Hypocreales; Bionectriaceae
Product: S-adenosyl-L-methionine-dependent methyltransferase
Exons: 4
Coding region: 1-3516 (1171 amino acids)
Biological process (GO): tRNA N2-guanine methylation
Cellular component (GO): nucleus
Molecular function (GO): kinase activity; RNA binding
Source: RefSeq, a predicted model, not a curated record